This is a messenger RNA of Scheffersomyces stipitis CBS 6054, 588 nucleotides long. It is a transcript of the gene SYS1, whose product is annotated as Sys1p. NCBI's taxonomy places the organism in Eukaryota, Fungi, Ascomycota, Pichiomycetes, Serinales, Debaryomycetaceae. The record is from RefSeq and is a predicted model, not a curated record. Gene Ontology annotation, biological process: protein localization to Golgi apparatus; Golgi to endosome transport; Golgi to plasma membrane protein transport. The transcript has a single exon. The annotation marks the transcript as partial. Gene Ontology annotation, cellular component: Golgi membrane; trans-Golgi network.
AAUAUGAUAUUCUCCAACGGAUAUACGAGGAUAUUGGGAAACUACCAAUCAAACGAUAUCACCAAUCCUUCCAAACUUCUCUUUCAGAUAGUCAUUCUACAAUGUUUCUACUAUAUAUCGGCAUUAGUGAUUUUCUACUUAGUGGCGUCUCUUAAUGGGUACGACUUUAAGAUGGACUGGAUUUUCCUGUGGGAAUUGGUGGCACUGGACAACGCCAUGGGUUUGAUUCUUUUUGCCAUGUGGUUGUUUGAUUCUCUUCUUUGUGUGUUGUUCGUUACAAUUAUUGUAGGCAGAUCGAAAUUGGCCUGGGACUUCGCCAUUACUGUACACAUCAUUAAUUUGAUUGUGGUGUGGUUGUAUUCGCGUCAUUUUCCCACGUCUAUCUUGUGGUGGUGCUUGCAAGUAUUGAGUGCCGUCAUCUUGGUGACGUUAUCGACAUAUCUGACUCGUUGGAAAGAGUUGAGGACUACCUUCUUCGACAACAUGCUUGACCAACAGGAAUUAGGUCAGGUGCGUCAUGACUCGAAUGCUCCUAUAGAGAUGAACGUUCUCCCCAAGGUGCCGGAACUGUCUCUGUCACUGACAUAA